AUGGCUGGGCUUCGUUUUUGGUUGGUGUCUCUAGCCGCCAGCGGCCUGCAUGCCGGCGAUGUCUUCACCUUGCCCGCUUUGCCCUACGAGUACGAUGCGUUGGAGCCACACAUCGAUGCCGAGACCAUGAAGAUCCAUCAUGGGAAGCAUCACGCCGCCUACGUUGCUGGCCUCAACGCUGCCAUAAGCAAAUCUGCGAACGAUGGAAGCAUGGCAGCUCUGACCAAGCUUCAGAGCGAAGCGGUGAAAGUAGGAGCUGCACACCGCAACCAUGGGGGCGGACAUUACAACCAUGCGCUCUUCUGGGUGAACCUCGCACCGGCCAGCAGCUCAUCCGAGCCCUCGCCCGACCUGGCAGCCGCCAUCGAGGAUAAGUUCGGAAGCCUCGAGGGCCUCAAGGAGGCUUUUGCGAAGGUAGCCAUGAGCCGCUUCGGCAGCGGCUGGGCCUGGCUCGGGGUCACCCCCCAGGGCACGUUGGCCGUGACCUCCACUGCGAACCAGGACAACCCGCUGAUGGAAGGUUUGGAGUACAAGGUUGAGAAGAUGAUCCCCAUCUUGGGCCUUGAUGUUUGGGAGCAUGCGUAUUACCUGAAGUACCAGAACCGCCGAGCAGACUACGUGGCUCUUCUGCAAGACCUUGCUGUGCAAUUCUCUCUGUCUCUUCCGGCCCCUUCCUCCUCCGAGGUUUCGGCCUUCUGGAGUAUAGUCAACUGGAAGAAGGCAGAAUUCGGCAUGUUUGCCUGCGGUUUUAUGGAAGCUGCCAUGACGUUCGCGCGAGGACAGCCGGUGCCUCCAACGCCAACAGGAGGUGCCCUGUUUGCUCCAUGA
Molecule: messenger RNA, 828 nt
Organism: Symbiodinium natans
Lineage: Eukaryota; Dinophyceae; Suessiales; Symbiodiniaceae
Source: the annotation of a GenBank genome assembly